UCUAUCGCUCUUGGCUCUUGGUCUUCGAGUUGGUUCCUUCCCUCUCCCCCUUUUGGCCAUUAGCCUCCAAUGGCUCUCCGAGCCCUUUUCCCCUCCCGGUUCGUAUAUCCUAGCCUCAGCGUUCCUCAUCUCCCGCCACCAAGAACCCAUUCCUCCAGAUCACCAGUUAGAUAUAGAUCCAGAUUCAGGUUGAGAAUAGUACAUCAUGAUGUCAGAGCUCAAGCGUCCAACAUUGACACUGGGAGCUAUGGUGAGGAAGGAAUUCACAGUAAUCUCAUGGAUGGUUCUACCAGUGAGACUCCAUCUAAGUUCCAAACACCUCUUUCAGGAAUGAAGUAUCCAUUGUCUAUUGCUGGUGUGCUACUUGUUUGUGCCAUAGCAUUUGUGCUUAUUGUCUCCGUGAAGGGAGGACCUUCAUCUUUUAUAGCCACACUUGCAAAAUCUGGAUUUAUGGCUGCAUUCACAUUGAUAUUUGUUUCUGAGAUUGGAGACAAGACAUUUUUCAUUGCUGCAUUGCUGGCAAUGCAAUAUGACAAAGCAAUGGUUUUACUUGGUUCAAUGGUUGCUCUAUCUCUAAUGACAGUCUUAUCUGUAAUAAUAGGACGGCUAUUUAAUUCUCUACCAGCACAGUUUCAGACAACACUUCCAAUUGGAGAAUACGCAGCAGUGACACUCUUGACAUUCUUUGGUCUGAGUUCUAUAAGAAAUGCUUGGGAAAUUCCAUCCAGCACGAACAGCAAAGAAAAUACUGAACUUGGUGAACUCGUUGAAGCUGAGGAGCUUGUUAAGGAAAAGGUUGCAAAGAAACUCACUAGUCCCUUUGAAGUUCUGUGGAAGUCUUUCAGCCUUGUCUUUUUCGCUGAAUGGGGUGAUCGAUCAAUGUUGGCUACGAUAGCUCUUGGGGCUGCACAGUCCCCUUGGGGAGUAGCCGGUGGAGCCAUUGCUGGACAUCUUUUUGCUACAUCUAUUGCAGUUCUAGGUGGAGCCUUUCUAGCCAAUUACAUUUCAGAAAAACUGGUUGGAUAUCUAGGUGGUGUCUUAUUUCUCGUCUUCGCCGGUGCUACGCUACUUGGGGUUUUCUAGUUGCUUGAAUUACUGAAAUCUGUUUGAACUACUGAAGAAGCAUUCAGCGUUCUAAUGAUACGGCAGCCGAAUAAGUGGAUUGUUAGUGCCGGUAUGAAUUUUUCGUCGAAGAAUUCCACUGUUAAUUCUUGCCGGGUCUCGUUGGGUUACGUCAGGAAUAAACUCAUUUGCUGCUUAAAUUUGCUCGAGUGCUAACCCAUGACCAGAGCUUGGUGCUGUUGUUUGGCAUGUGAAUUUAUUAGGAUAAGAUUAAAACAUCAUCUGUGAGUUUCUUUUUGGUCUGUAAUAUCGUCGAUAUUUCCCUGUUAGUUGAUAGGUUGUAGCUGAAGUGAUGCUUAAGAUCCCGUUCGAAAUUUAUAGUAACUA
Zingiber officinale is the source of this 1449-nucleotide messenger RNA. RefSeq names its product GDT1-like protein 2, chloroplastic. Lineage: Eukaryota; Viridiplantae; Streptophyta; Magnoliopsida; Zingiberales; Zingiberaceae. Gene Ontology annotation, biological process: calcium ion transmembrane transport; Golgi calcium ion transport; manganese ion transmembrane transport. Gene Ontology annotation, molecular function: calcium ion transmembrane transporter activity; manganese ion transmembrane transporter activity. Gene Ontology annotation, cellular component: Golgi apparatus; chloroplast. The record is from RefSeq and is a predicted model, not a curated record. Bases 70 to 1083 code for a protein of 337 amino acids. The transcript has 10 exons.